This is a messenger RNA of Pleurotus ostreatus (oyster mushroom), 960 nucleotides long. RefSeq lists its product as uncharacterized. Lineage: Eukaryota; Fungi; Basidiomycota; Agaricomycetes; Agaricales; Pleurotaceae. The coding region runs from base 1 to 960 and encodes 319 amino acids. Gene Ontology annotation, biological process: nucleoside metabolic process. The record is from RefSeq and is a predicted model, not a curated record. Gene Ontology annotation, molecular function: purine-nucleoside phosphorylase activity. The transcript is spliced from 6 exons. Gene Ontology annotation, cellular component: cytoplasm.
AUGGCGCCAGCACCAACUUUCGAAACGAUCGCCUCUACAGUCGAGGCAAUCCGCAGCCAGCUUCCUGAUGGCCUGAAGAACCCUCGCGUUGGCAUCGUAUGUGGAUCGGGACUGAGUGGUCUUGCCACGAGCAUGAAGGAGGUCGUCGAAGUGGCGUACGACAAUGUCCCAGGAUUCGCGAAGAGCACAGUUCCCGGCCAUCGAAGUUCGUUGGCGUUUGGAUUCAUGGGUGAUAACCAGAAAGUUCCCGUUGUCGCGAUGCUGGGACGCUUUCACCCCUACGAAGGGCAUUCACUCUCGACUGUAGUGUACCCCAUACGCGUGCUUGCUGCACUAGGGAUCAAAGAUAUUAUCAUCACCAAUGCUGCUGGUGCGUUGAACCCGGAGAUCAAAGUCGGUACAGUCGUCGUUGUCAGAGAUCACCUCGCACUCCCUGGCUUAGCGGGGAUGAACCCUCUGCUCGGCCCCACAUUUUCCUCUACUACACCGCGAUUCCUGCCUGUCUCUGACGCGUACAGCCCUGCCCUCAGGCGUCUCGUCUUCCUUGCUGCAAACGAGCUUUCUAUUCCGUGGUCCGACUUUGCCGAGGGCACGUACGCGUGGGUAAGCGGGCCGACGUACGAGACUCCUGCUGAAGGCAGAUUCUUGAGAGCGGCCGGGGCUGAUAUGGUUGGCAUGAGCACCGUUCCAGAGGUUCUGGCCGCUCGAGAAGCGGGUGUAGGUGUGCUUGUGCUAAGCCUUGCUACUAAUAUGGUUGUGAUCCUGGAGAAGUACCGAAGCAUCAAGGAAGAAGUCGAAGCCGAGCUCCUUGGAAAGAAAGUAGAACUUCCCGUCGAGGAGGUCGUAUCUCAUGAGGAGGUUUUGCUCAUCGGCCGGCAGAAAGGGGAAAUGAUGAAGCGUCUUGUCGAGAAGAUCAUAGACCUCAUCCCGGCAUCCGUCCGUGAUGAAUCCCAAAAGUGA